This is a messenger RNA of Chelonia mydas (Green sea turtle), 6762 nucleotides long. It is a transcript of the gene INSYN2B, whose product is annotated as inhibitory synaptic factor family member 2B. The coding region runs from base 1296 to 2948 and encodes 550 amino acids. Gene Ontology annotation, biological process: inhibitory postsynaptic potential. Gene Ontology annotation, cellular component: postsynaptic density. The transcript is spliced from 4 exons. Lineage: Eukaryota; Metazoa; Chordata; Testudines; Cheloniidae. The record is from RefSeq and is a predicted model, not a curated record.
CUUUUUUAUUUAUUCCUACGUGAGCAGAUCCAGUACAGUUCUUGCAUAUAAACAGUGAAAAUUUCAAUAUAAAGGACUUAUUAUACCUUAUUUUGGAGUAACAUUAGUGCUAGCCAGAACCUUGCCUACUAUGUAAGACUAAGAAGAUACAUUUUCUGCGGGUAAUCCCAAAGCUUUCAGAAAACACUUGUCUGCUAUUCUGCAAAUGCUGACUAUCUGGUCUGGACCACUCUCCUGGGGCCAAAGUGUUUACAGAUCUCAUCUGAAUGAUACAGUCCCUCAGACAUGCUCAGUCUUGUACUUGCAUGAAUUAGAGCAAGGACUAUACAUCAAUUAUUGAAUCCUGUUUGAUGCUAUAUAUUUGCUUGGUCACAAGCCACUGGCUUUGUUUGGCUAUUUGAGAAGAUUAGUUUCAGCUGCUAAAGUAAAAAGAUGGGACAAGAAGAAAAAACAACAGCACUGCAGGAAGAAUUUCUGUUUGAUAUUAAUGGGUAUAUUUCUACAGCAAAGCUAUGCAUCAGGAAAGCAAUUGCCCAAAACAGUUAUUAUGCAUGUUAUUUACAUUCUAUGAAAAUAAGAAAUAUUUAAGUGGUCCACAGUUCAAAACUUGAAUCUCUUGCGGAGGGUUAACGUUAGCUAAGUAGGCAUUAGAAAAGGUGGUUGACUAAUUUAUCUUUGCAGUAGUUAACAGUUAACAUACCUUGACUACUGUAAUUUAUACUUUUGUUGUAAGAGAAACCAAGAUUAGUUUCAGAAUGUAAACGUUAAGAAUUCCAAAUUCUCUCUCCAUUAAUGCUCUCCUUUGAUUGGAUAUUUAAAUUAUUUAGGGUUAGAAGAGGCUAGAAGUGGGCCUUUAGGGUUAGAAGAGGGCCUUUAGGGUUAGAAGAGGGCCUUUAGGGUUAGAAGAGGGCCUCAGCCUCCCUGAUUGAACUAACCUCAUUAUCCCUAGCCUGAUUCUUGCUUGCACAUUUAUACCUGCCUCUGAAAAUUUCCACUACAUGCAUCUGGCGAAGUGGGUAUUCACCCACGAAAGCUUAUGCUCCAAUAUGUCUGUUAGUCUAUAAGGUGCCACAGAACUCUUUGCCGCUUUUAAAUUAUUUAGUUUAUCUUGGUGAUUGGUCUAACUAAUAAUUUUCUCUGUAACAAAAUAUUGGUAAAUGUGGGUAGAAAUUGAAAGAAUAUCUCAAAAUAGAAUAGAUUACCUAGAAAUAUAAAUAAAAACCAACAGAAUGAAAAGAAUUAGUUUCCUAGUCAAUAGUUAAAAUCUUCAUUUGCAUCUGGGGCAUAACCACCAGAUGCUGUUCGAAUGGCCUAAUGAAAUGGGUCGCAGAGAAACUUAUUACUUGCAGGCCUCAAACUGCGAUUCAAUGGCCCAACAAAACAAGAAAAUGCGCCCUGUAUUACUCAAACGGAAUAGCCUGGAUUCAGUUGAUUUUAUGAGGCAGCCACACCACCGCAGGAGCAAAUCUCAGCAAGUCCGAUUCAAAGAGGAUAGUACAAACAAGAAGCCAAUUGGUGUCACUGAAAUGGACGCUAAACCUGCCAAAGACACAACGCUCAUGAUUGGAAAGGCACAAAUAUCUAGGCACCAUAACCUGCCAAACUAUUCUCUCUCUUUCCCAAGGGCUCAGAAGGGGCAUCGGAAUAUUGCUAUUCAAACUUCUCCCAGCCUCAGGAAGCAUUUUCCAAUUUUUAAAAAGAAAAAACUGACAACAAGUAAGUCUUUAAUGGAAAUGCCAACCGAGCCGGAAUGCUCUAUCCAAGUCAACGGCAAUCUUUCUGAGCAAGACAUGUCUUUGGACCUCUCUUACUUAAGAAUAACUAAACAUUUGGAAGAUGGAUCUAGAAGAGCCAAGACAUCCAAUCAGUUAUUUCAAAGAGAGUGUAAAGCACAAAGCAAUGGGCCUAUCCACUCAGCGUCAGAUACUUCCACAAUACUGGAAAAGGCAACUGUUUAUACACAGGUGCCUGAAUACAUACAUCUGACUUCUCCACAGGACAAUAGCACUUCCGUUUAUGCUUCAGACAUGUCCAUGGAUUUAAAUGAUUCAGUACGUUCUCCUAUGAGCCAAUCCAAUGAAAACUGUACACUGCCAUCCAAAUCAGGAAAACCUCCCUCCUACUUAAACAAUACCAGGAACUGUAAUGAAAUUAAUCCACAUUAUGACUCUUGUGAAGAAAAAAGUGUUUUGGAGUUAUGUGUAUCCACUAAAGACACUAGCACUAAUGAAAUCACUCCAUUAUCACCUCUGUCGAACCAGAGUUCAUCCCACUGCUUUCUCAGAGAUCAUCAACAGCCAACAGAGCCUGAAACAGACUCUGAUUGCAUGGUGCUGACUAAUGAUAAUCAUGGAAUAACAUCAUUGACCAGCAGUAAUGAAUCAAAAUCUAUUCCCUUGUGUAACACUGAAAUGGAUAAAACUUCUACAUGGUCAUAUGUUCCAGAGUAUUGCAAUUAUUUAGAAGAUUUUCACAUAAAGUCCCAUCUUCCAGGGAAUGAAAUUAAACCAGAAACCAACAAGGAGAUUAGAGACAUUAAUCAAAUUCACUUGGCACAUAGUGAACUAUGUGCCCUACAAGGCAAGCUGCAGUCCAUAGAGGAAUCUUUACACUCAAACCAGGAGAAGAUUAAAGUCCUUUUGAAUGUAAUUCAAGACCUGGAAAAAGCCAGAGCCCUCAGUGAAGGGCGCAACUUCUAUCGCACUGGCCAAGACCUCAACAACUGCAGCACUUGCCAGAACACCGCAUGUAUCAUUUACAGUGUGGAAUAUGACUUCAGACAACAAGAAGGCAGAUUUCAUCAGGUUUUGAAAACACUGGAUCAAGUGGAGAAAACUCCUGCCACGGCUCCAGCCCCCAAAUUACCACCUGACCAUCCAAUUCCUGAGAAACAGGAAUUAAGACGAAAAACAAAAAAGGUGAAAAAGAAAUGCUUCUGGUGGAUGUGAAUGUCUUUUAGCUGACUACAGAAUUGAAGGGCAACAUUUCAGAAGACACUAAAACAUAUAUCCAGAGGCUUUAAUAUGUACAACUAUGAAAUCAAACAGGAAAUUAAAAAAUUAAAAAAAGAAGUUAUUUGAAAACUCAGAAGCUUGGAAUGGAAUUUGCUCAUUUAACAAGCUCAGUGAAUAAAGACACGAGUAUUUUGAAAUGGGAUGCAAUCUAUCUUUUUGUUUCAAAAAGACGUCUCAUAUGCUUUGUAAAGGCAAAAUUUUUACUUUCAAAUAAUACGGAGGUUGUGAUUUAAAUUGAUAAAAACAAGGGUACUCAAAGUAAAGGAAGCUGUUCCCAUAUGCUUUCCCACAUCAUUCUUAGUUUCAAACAAAAUGGCCUAAAAGUCAUUCCCUGAUCUUGUCCCCAAUGGUGCAACCAAAAACUGUGGGGUGGGACACAGAUUUUCAGAAAACUUCCUCUCCAAGAGAGACAAUCCAUUAAAGUUAGAGUUAAAACACUAUAGGACCCAAGACUGGACACGAUUCCUUUUUUUUUGUUGGUGUUAUUCAGAAACUAUUAUUUUGCUGUAGCUGGGGGUGGGGAGAGUCAUAUUUAUUAACACCCUUUCCUAAAAAGCAAUAGCUUUAAAAAACAUCUCUAUCUCUGUUUGUAUCAUUGUGCAUCUAAGAUCCUUCACACUACAUCAAAAUGCCCCAACACAUGCCUCUUUGAUCCAACAGAACAUUACUCACAGCAACUCAGAGUGUGUCAAACCAGUAAUACACUUUGAUGUUCUGAUGUCAAUACAGAUUAGUGCAUUAAAUGUUAAGAGAAAUUAAUGUAGAGCAGAUUUCAACUUAGCUAUUUUUGAAAAUUUAGAAAAAUAGCGGUCACAACUGGUCAAAACGAGAUAUAAAAAUUAAACCUCUUUUUCCCCCAAGAAAAGUAGAAUUCCGCACUGUUUUCCAUACAAAAAUGUUUAGAAAAGGAGGGAAAGUUUCAGCAGAGUAAAUUUAAUAGCCAAGCAUUAAAGCCUUGACAGUACUAUAGGUGACAGAGCAUAAGGCAGUCCUACUCUGAAAGAGACUUUAAUAUACUAACAUUCUUAUUCAUCAGAUUUAUUCCCGGGGGAUAUAGUCUUAUUACUUGAGUAAAACAAACAUGAGCACUUUUGUCACUACUUUUACAUUAGUGUGUAAUGCUAAGAAAGAGGACAAGUUAGCUUUUGUUCAUUGUUGUACAUCAGCAAAACCAUUUAAUAAGCUCCAGGUAUUAAGGACAAUCAAUUAUAACUGUACAAACCCACUGAAGGUAAUAAAAUUGCACAGGAGUCAUUAAGGGCAGAACCAUAGCACAACAGGGCUUGCUUAGGCGUAACUGGUCUUUAUUUAGACAUGAGGAGGCAUGGAAAGUAAAGAAAUUAGCAUGACUCAUCUGAGUGAGAGUUUUCAGGACUGGGAAUUAGAAAGAAUUAAACACAUUAGAUAUGAAAGUCACUGAGGGCCAGUGAACCUACAAUGCCAUUCAUGGUAACCUUUUUCAGAGGAAAACCUCCCUUUAAAUUCUUGUAGCAAAACUGUGACCUAGUUAUACCCAUAAGCCCCCUUCAAUAAGUAGGGUUAGAAUUUAGCCCUUGUUAGAGCACACCACUAUGGCACCCAUAUAAAUACACAUUUUAUAUACUGGCAUGCCUACAGUAUUCUUCCAUACUGACUGUGUAUCAGUGUGUCUCUAUAACAGAGAUACAGAAGGGUCUAUUUAUGUACAAUAGCAUUCCUUCUAUCCAACUAGUUUUGAACGCUGAGUGUCUCAUGGUAAAGAGACAUCUAUGAGCUGAAUCAAAAGCUAUAACAACUCUCCAGGCUAAAAAUUGCUCUCCCACUCUACCGUUUUCAUGGCUCUUAGCACCUUUAGUGGAAGGUCAUUAGCUUUUAGCUAUCACCAGUCCUAUAUUCCACUCCCAAAGUUUUUUUUUUUCUUUACCAGCAUAAAAUGAGGAAGCAGCCCUUCUGCUAGGGAAUUAACUAGUCACUUGUCAUCCCUUCAGGAUGUGUUUCAAUCUUCAUUAAUUUUUUCUUUAAAAUGUGCAUUUUUAAAAAAUAAACACACAGUACCAUGGUGAAUGAUCUGCUUCUUAUCUUGGCCAGGGGGCUCUUUGUACCUGCAGCAGUUCCUAUUGCAGCCUGCUGCUGAGGGAGAGAAUGCACCAAUUUCCUUCCCAGUUUCAUUCAAGUACAGUCCACAUGUUCUGUUGAGUCCAAACUCGCCCAUUUAAGAGGUAUGGUGUGAUCAUCACAGAACUUAACAUAAAAGUGACUAAGUUCAGCUCACACCUUCUCCUCAGGCUUGGUUGCUCCUAGGGUUCCCUACCUAAUGAUCUCUCAUCCCAUAGAUACUCUCUUUCUAAACAAUCACUCCCAUCUCCAUUAUAUGAGGAUGGUAUAAAGCACCAAUUGCCUCAGUGAGUGAACAGCAGCCACUUAACCAUUUCCUAGCAGUAUCAAAACCCGUUUACAGGGUGUGCUAGCACUGCCAGCCUGUGGUGGGGUUCUCUUUGUCAUCAUUCUAGACUUGAUUAGUGUUUUCUGCACUCAAUCUGGGUGUACAGGAAAAGUUAAGGUUAAGUAUAUGAAGUUAACCCCUUUAAUUCCACACCUGUCUCAAGCACAGCUUGACUACAAUUCACAGUAAAAAAAAGGAAAAAAUCAUGGAAUUGUACAUAUCACACAGAAAAAAUUAUAGCUGCAGAACUAAGCUUCUCUUGCACUCAAGAAUUUAGCAGGCAUCAUACUUGUGCAAUGAAAUUGCACAAUACUGCAUGUGUACAGCUACUAUACACAAACUUCUACAUAGUCCAUGCUUCAUACAAUUUCUUUGUAAAAUUAUGUAUUCAGCUCCUACAUUGCAAUAGUAUUACAUAGCAUUACACUCAAAAGGGUGAUUUCCAUUAAAGAGAACACACUGGAAAAGUAUGUCAGACAUAUAGAUAUAUCAGCGACGUCCGAUGUUACAGAGAAGAGCUAAUGAGAUAUAAAGUCACUCAAAUUGCUCCUUUGCUAUUUUCUCUGUUUUAUUUAGCCUGAACGUAGAAAUUGACAACAUAAAACAAACAUAUUACCAGGUUACAAAUAGGUACUUUAGAUCCUCUAGUGGGCAUAUGUGACACAACCACAACAAAAAGUGGUGCGUGACAUUCCAUUACAAUGCAUCAAAUAGUAAAAGGGAGAACAGAUGGCUCCAGAGACACACUGCUCAGUUGUGUAACAUCAGGAUUAGACUACAAAUAUAUAGAUUUGUAGAUAACAAAACUAUUAAUGUUGGACAGAAAAGAUUCUAUACCAUAACAGUCUACUGUGUAGUGUUCCAAAGUAGCUCCAAUAAGAGGAGUAAAAUACACACACACACACAGAAUGAUCCCAUUUGAUAACAUUGGUAUACAAAAAUAAAGUAGGCUGCUUUGAAAAAUGUGACAUUUAUGUGAGAAAUACACCAAGCUCUUUGUAAAAUACUGUACAACAUAUGGCAUUAUAUAUACCAAAAUUACUGUACUUGAAGUUACUCUUUCAAUUUCUUUUUUAAAAAACAAAACAAAAUGAAUAGAAUCCUGAAUCUGGUAUGACAUAGGUUACAAAGGUUACAAAGCUAUUUUUUUCCUGUAGUUCUAUAACAAAUAUAAUUGUCCUAUCAACAGUCACAAGACUUGGGAAUUAUGCUACCGCAAAUACAGAGCACCUUCCUAAUGAAAUGUAAUAAUCAAAUGUAAUGUUUUGUAAAUUUCUAGACUGUUUUAAUGGGAUAUUAUCUUUUGCAAUAAACUGACUUAUUUUU